UGGCCUCGACCGCCACGCCUCCUCCGUGAAGUUCGGAAGCGAACCGAAACGCGCCCAACUGUCCCCGUCUCAUCGUAAUAAAUUUCGUCGUCCUGCUGCCGCGCCGCGUGUGUGUUUGCACGCACGACCACGAUAGAUUGGUAGAGAGAGAAGGAGAGAUGGUGGGAUCGAUGAAGCACCUGAUGCAGGUGGAGGAAGGGAAGGAGGCGGCGGGCGGGGCGCCCUCGGCGGGGCCAACGUACCGCUGCGCCGCGGGGGGCAAGGGCGCCUCCCCGCCCGCCGUGCCGGGGCUCGACUGCUGCUGGGACAUAUUCCGUUUGUCCGUGGAGAAGUGCCCCGACAACAAGAUGCUGGGCCGCCGCGAAAUUUUGGACGGAAAGGCUGGCAAAUACACAUGGCUGACUUACAAGGAGGUAUACGACAGCGUGCUCAAGGUGGGAGCCGCGAUCCGGAGCUGCGGCGUCGGCAAGGGUGGCCGGUGCGGCAUCUAUGGAGCCAAUUCUCCCGAGUGGGUUGUCAGUAUGCAGGCCUGCAAUGCCCAUGGCAUUUACUGUGUUCCGUUGUAUGACACGCUUGGUGCCGGGGCAGUAGAUUUCAUAUUGUGCCAUGCAGAGGUACAAAUUGUUUUUGUUGAGGAAAAGAAGAUUGGAGAGGUACUCAAGACGUUUCCCAAUGCGACCAAAGUUUUGAAGACAAUUGUGAGCUUUGGUAAGGUCAAUCCCGAGCACAAGGAAAAAGUUGAACAGAAUGGAUUGUCCAUCUACUCGUGGGAAGAGUUUCUGCAACUGGGAGGUGAAGAGAAAAUUGAACUUCCACAGAAGGAAAAGGAUGACAUAUGUACAAUAAUGUACACCAGUGGAACAACCGGUGAUCCUAAGGGAGUACUUAUCUCCAACAGGAGCAUUAUUACCAUUGUUUCAGCAGUAAAUGAGUUUCUUAGCAACUCAAACGAGCAAGUAUGCAAUUCAUAUUUUGCUUCGGUUUUCUGUAUCCCAAUGCACUGUCUCUUCAUUUUACUAAAUCUCAUUUUGCUCCAACAGCUUCGCGAGGAUGAUGUUUACAUUUCUUAUCUUCCGCUUGCUCAUAUCUUUGACCGGGUGAUUGAGGAGGUGUUCAUUCACCAUGGUGCUUCAAUCGGAUUUUGGCGUGGAGAUGUCAAACUCUUGGUUGAAGACAUUGGGGAACUCAAACCAACAAUCUUUUGUGCUGUUCCACGUGUUCUAGACAGAAUUUAUGGAGGAAUGCAAGAUAAAAUUACAACUGGUGGUUUCUUGAAGAAGACCCUGUUCAAUGUUGCUUACAAAUACAAACAAGGUAAUAUGAUGAAAGGAAGCAAGCAUGAAGAUGCUGCUGCAAUUUUUGACAAGCUUGUCUUCACCAAGGUGAAACAAAGAUUAGGUGGCAGGGUUCGACUGAUUCUAUCUGGCGCAGCUCCCCUCUCUAGACAUGUCGAGGAGUAUCUGCGUGUGGUAACAUGCUCCAAUGUUCUUCAAGGAUACGGUCUCACGGAGACAUGUGCCGGGUCCUUCGUUUCCCUGCCGAACAACAUGUCCAUGCUGGGCACCGUCGGCCCUCCGGUCCCGUACGUCGAAGUACGCCUGGAAUCCGUCCCCGAGAUGGGGUACGACGCGCUCUCGAGCCAGUCGCCUCGCGGGGAGAUCUGCAUCAGAGGGGACACCUUGUUCUCAGGGUACUACAAGCGAGAGGACCUCACCAAGGAAGUCCUGGUCGACGGCUGGUUCCACACAGGAGACAUUGGUGAGUGGCAGCCUGACGGAAGCAUGAAGAUCAUCGACCGCAAGAAGAACAUCUUCAAGCUCUCCCAAGGAGAGUACGUCGCGGUCGAGAAUCUGGAGAACAUCUUUGGUCAAACCCCUGGUGUCGAUUCGAUUUGGGUGUACGGGAACAGUUUCGAGUCGAGCCUCAUUGCGGUGGUGAACCCCAACAAGCAAGCCCUGGAGCGAUGGGCCGAGUCGAAUGGAGUGACCGGAGACUUCGCCUCGAUAUGUGAAGACCCGAAAGCGAAAGAGUUCAUCUUGGGAGAACUGACCAAGAUCGGCAAAGAAAAGAAGCUCAAAGGCUUUGAGUUCAUCAAGGCUGUUCAUCUGGACCCGGUGCCGUUCGACAUGGAGCGCGACCUGAUCACCCCGACGUACAAGAAGAAACGGCCGCAGCUGCUGAAAUACUACCAGAGCAUCAUUGACGGCAUGUAUAAGAGCAUGAAGUAGGCUGGGCUCGACUCGUCGCAGUACGGCACGGAGAAUCAAAUGGACUAGAGACCUCAGCAAACUUAUUGGAGCUCUUCGUUCUAGUUUGUGUCGUUACAAAAUUUGCUUGGUGUUAGCCAGGUUUAAUAUUUUCAUUUCCUUUUGAAUUUGGAUACGUAUUUUCGUACAUAGUUGCGUGGCAUGAGUGGCCCGUGUCGUUGUUUCCACCCAAUAUAGCUCCGCAGAUACGCGUGUGAAGUGUGCA
Molecule: messenger RNA, 2472 nt
Organism: Phragmites australis (common reed)
Lineage: Eukaryota; Viridiplantae; Streptophyta; Magnoliopsida; Poales; Poaceae
Product: long chain acyl-CoA synthetase 4-like
Exons: 18
Coding region: 159-2228 (689 amino acids)
Biological process (GO): fatty acid metabolic process
Cellular component (GO): membrane; endoplasmic reticulum
Molecular function (GO): long-chain fatty acid-CoA ligase activity
Source: RefSeq, a predicted model, not a curated record